Molecule: messenger RNA, 2733 nt
Organism: Lates calcarifer (barramundi perch)
Lineage: Eukaryota; Metazoa; Chordata; Actinopteri; Centropomidae
Gene: marchf5l
Product: membrane-associated ring finger (C3HC4) 5, like
Exons: 7
Coding region: 198-1064 (288 amino acids)
Molecular function (GO): zinc ion binding
Source: RefSeq, a predicted model, not a curated record
UCACAGCCACCGACCAAUCAGAAAGCUGAUAAAUCCCUCACUGGGCGGGACUUGUUUCGGCUGUAACCGAUUCAGGACAACACAGCAUUUUAGGAUAUAUAAUGUUAAAAACAUUAUACGUCUGGAUAUAGCGUCAUUUUUCAGGUCUGAUGGGUUCAUGAGAACAUCUGAGAGAGCAGAGUCUGUUCAGCACCAUCAUGGCCCUCGCUGAGGAGCAGCCUGAGAAACACUGUUGGGUGUGUUUUGCUACUGAGAGAGAUGACCACAGUGCAGAGUGGGUGAGCCCUUGCAGGUGUAAAGGCUGCACUAAGUGGAUCCACCAGUCAUGUCUGCAGCGCUGGUUGGACGAGAAGCAGAAAGGAAACAAUGGAGGAGCUGUCAGCUGUCCACAGUGUGGCACUGAAUACCAUGUUAUCUUCCCCAAGAUGGGCCCGUUGGUGUAUUUCCUGCAGCAGGUCGACAAAGCUCUGUCACGGGCCAGUCCCUUCGCUGCUGUCGGGGUGGUGGUCGGGACGGUGUACUGGUCGGCGGUCACGUACGGAGCUGUGACUGUCAUGCAGGUUGUGGGUCAUAAGAAGGGGCUGUAUGUGAUGGAGCGAGCCGACCCACUGUUCCUGCUGAUGGGUCUGCCCACCAUCCCCGUGGUCCUGGUCCUGGGAAAGAUGAUCCGCUGGGAGGAUUAUAUAGUGAGGCUGUGGCAGAGAUACGCCUACAAACGCCAGCUCCCACCAGGUAACAGUCGUUAUCUGCCCCGAGUCCCUGCUGAUGGACAGAGUGCAGGAGAUCACCUCUCUGUGUCCAGGACUCUGUGUGGCGCUCUCAUCUUUCCCUCCAUCGCCAGUCUGGUGGGACGGCUGCUGUUUCGACGGGUGUCCUCUAAUCUUCAGCGCACAGUCCUGGGCGGCAUCGCAUUUGUAUUGAUCAAAGGAGUGCUGAAGGUGUACUUCAAACAGCAGCAGUACAUCAUGCAGGCCAACAGACAGAUCCUCAACUACCCGGAGAGAAACGGAGACGGGCAGAAUGAAGGCAGAGACGAGGACACAGAGGACAGUGGAAAUGAGUAGUUUUACUAAUUUGGAUAGAGAACGAAAGAAAAGGAGCCAGAGAUGAUGAUUCAAAACCAAAUAUAUUUUAGCAUAAAACACAGCGCAGAACUGAGGUGAGUGCUACUGUAGAUGAGGAGAAUGGUUUGGGUAGUGUGGGUAGUUUGAUCUGCCUUAUGUGGAAAUAACCAGAACACUGUCAGUGAAGGAUUUCCAGCCCAAAAAUCUCAGUACUGCUGUAGAACUAACCCUGAAGUAGAUAUUCCCUCAGCUCAUCUCAGCCUUAAAUUUCAGUCUCAGCCACAGGGACACUUAGAGAUGUUUAUAAAAUGAGAUGUGUUGCCUUAUCUUUUAACAUGUAAAAGUAAAAUAAAGAAGUGUAAGUCAGUGAGUUCAGGAGUGAACAGCAAUGACCCGGUGUUUACAUGCACUGAAAUAACUGUUAAGUAACACCUUGAAUGCAACACACCUGGUUUGAUAAUGGGGAUGGAGAGAGUUGAUUUCACAGGUAGAUUUGCUCAUGUCAUCAUGUGCAGGACAAAGACUUUAGACAGAGAGAGUGACUGUGACAGCAGAGCCAUGGAACGAAAGGAAAUAUCAUUAUUAACUUGUAGAGACACUAGGGUUUGGUGAUGUGGCCAAAAAAACUAUCACAGAAAAAAAAUCCCAUCAGUCGGUAACAAUAAUUAUCAAGAUAAACGUCAAAUUCUUUCAAGUUUAAAGGCAGAUUUGAAGAGAUUUUUUUUUCUUUAUGGUUGAUGAUGAAAUCUGAUCUAAAUAUUCUAACUUGUAAAUGCAGACCUCUGUUCCUGCAACAUGAUUGGCAGCUGUUGAUUCAUUUCUGAACAUUUAUUUACCAUUGGUUAUAUUUAUAUCCAGGAAAAUUAGAAUGAUUGUGAUUGUUUUAUUGCCCAGCACUAAGAGAUACAACCUCAUAUUCAAUGGAGAGAAGAGCAGGUAAUGUCAUGUCUGAAUGGGCCUAAAGUCACUGUAUUACUCGUACUGUUUCCAGCAACUGCUUCAAGAUAUUUUAAUCCUUGGCCGGGCUCUAAGUGCACUGAUUGUUAAAUAAACGGGUGACAAUCAGCUGACUUACUGUGCAAUGACCCUCCAUCCCUGAUAGUGAUGUAACUGACUUUAAAACUGACACACACACACACACAGGUAUUUCUACCUGAGAGUAAAGCUCUGAUACCUUUUUUAAAUCGUUUGAAUCUGACCUGCUGAAUCAGAGCUGCGUACAGGCUGGAGAACUGGGUGCUACAGAUGGUAGAACAGAGACUCAAAGCAUUUCAUAGUGUUACUGCACAGAUGAAGCAGGGUGUGGUUAAUCGAGUGAAUGUUUGUGGCAAAGCUAAAGCAGAGUUGGUCAACCUCUGGUUCAGACUCCACAGGUGGUCGUUUGAUUUGCAGAUGUGUUCAGCAAAAACAAAAGAUUUAUUUUUUCUUUGGAUCUCUUCAUAUUCUUAAACAGAAUUUCAAAUUGCUUUGGGUCAGAAACAACAAAGGUGCUCCUGGAUCAGAGGUUUAGAAAGUGUUAAUUUACUUUGAAAAUUGUGUCCUCUGCUUUUGCCAAAUGAACAUGCUUUGGAUCUUUAAUUGCACAAUGUGUGUUCUGUAUAUGUUGAAAGGAGCUCUUAUUUUAUGUCUUGGUGAGUAAUUUGUUUAAUAAAGCUCUUUGUAAAACAAA